UCUCCCCAGCCUCGUCCCUUCCACUCGUGCAUGCACCACUCUCACUCUCUCUCUCUCUCUCUCUCUCUUAUAUAUUCCCAACCCAGACAUAUUUUUUUUGCCUUACACCCACAACCUAAGAUCCUUCUUUUCAUUUCUUCUUGACGUUCAACACUUCCCUUCCUCCUUCAAUCUCUAUGGAACCAAUCAAUACAUGCUCUUCUUCCGCUUCUUCUUCUGAUGACUCUUCCACUUCCGGCUCUUCCUUCUCCAGCAACCCCCACAGGAAUCACGACAAUCCCGACAGAAUCAAGGGCCCCUGGAGCGCCGAAGAAGACCGGAUUCUGACCCGACUCGUUGAACGAUAUGGGCCCCGAAACUGGUCCUUGAUCAGUCGCUACAUUAAGGGAAGGUCCGGCAAGUCCUGCCGCCUGAGAUGGUGUAACCAGUUGAGCCCCAGCGUGGAGCACCGUCCAUUUUCCCAACAGGAGGACGACACCAUCAUAGCGGCUCAUGCUCAGUACGGUAACAGGUGGGCCACCAUCGCCCGGCUACUCCCGGGUCGGACCGAUAAUGCCGUGAAGAACCACUGGAACUCCACGCUCAAGAGAAGGGUGAAGGAGCAGCGUGCGGCGGAGGGCGGAGGUGCUAGUGUUGCCAACGACAGGGUUCUUGGUUCUCCCGGAUCUGUCCAGCCCUGCAUGGGAUUAGAAAUGGACAAUGACCCGCUGACGGCGUUGACUCUGGCGCCGCCUGGAGCUAACGUGGCCGCGGCUGAACGCCAGCCAAGUCCGGGGAACGUGCCGGCGGGGUUCUGGGAUGUGAUGAGGGGUGUGAUAGCGAGAGAAGUCAAAGAGUAUGUUUCUUCCACGUUUUCUGAGAACCCAGGCUUCCAUUAACAUUCGAUGAAUGAGUAGGGUGCAUCCUGGACUUUUGGCUCCGAUCUGCGAUCGGAAUAUCGGGUUCCGCAAUUAGGCUUUUGAUGUGAAUAUGAAUGUUCAGUUUAUGGGUAAAAUGUUAUUUCAUUGUAGUUUCUUCGAUGCUUCCCUUCACUAUACUCCCAUAUUCAACCGAACAUCGCGCUGUUGGUCAUAUCAACGUUGCCGUGCAAAAUACUGUCAAGAUGCUCGCUUCGUAUUUACGUUACUCA
Messenger RNA from Neltuma alba, 1129 nucleotides. Its product is annotated as transcription factor MYB73-like. Lineage: Eukaryota; Viridiplantae; Streptophyta; Magnoliopsida; Fabales; Fabaceae. The record is from RefSeq and is a predicted model, not a curated record. The transcript has a single exon. Gene Ontology annotation, cellular component: nucleus. Bases 177 to 878 code for a protein of 233 amino acids. Gene Ontology annotation, biological process: regulation of DNA-templated transcription. Gene Ontology annotation, molecular function: DNA-binding transcription factor activity, RNA polymerase II-specific; RNA polymerase II cis-regulatory region sequence-specific DNA binding.